AUGAACAAGCACACUGUCGACACAUUCCCGCUUGCCAGAAUCGACUCCAACGUCUACGAAAACUCCCCCAACAUCAUCCAGCACCCACACACCAUUGCUAGAGUAGAGCUCAGCGGUUCAAGCAACGACGAGUUUUACGAGGCGUCGCCAGUUUAUUUUCCUACUUUGCUAGACGAAACAAAUUACCCGUUUGUGGCGGUAACCACUAAACCACACAUGACCCAGCCACUACAAGAAUGUGAACUAAACCUAGAAGGCGUUGCCACCACCAACUUUCAUGCGUUCCCGUUUGGAAACGAUACAAGAACCGCCGACGAACUAGCACUCACCAAAAUCAUCCAACAUGAAAUGUGUCACCCCCACCGCCAAUCCUGGUGGUCACCACCAAAUCCAUGGUCAGACUACAUCGACCACACGCCACCGCUGCCUACCUCAUUCACACAACCAGAUGUAUAUUUAGAUCAAGUAUUUAGCGAAAUAUAUCUUUCCUAA
Molecule: messenger RNA, 492 nt
Organism: Candida albicans SC5314
Lineage: Eukaryota; Fungi; Ascomycota; Pichiomycetes; Serinales; Debaryomycetaceae
Exons: 1
Coding region: 1-492 (163 amino acids)
Source: RefSeq, a predicted model, not a curated record